AUGACGUUCUUCCACUUCGUUAAUUGCAUCGCUCUCGCAUAUGCUCCAUAUUUUAUAAUUUACAAGUAUUCCGGCCUCUCCGAAUACAGCAGUUUAUGGAAGUUGGGCCAAGCGGCCAUCGGCUAUUUGUUGACACAACUCGCCAAGUUGCUACUACUGGCAACAUUUUUCCCCGCUUCCGACCCAUCCGAAGGUUUCGCAUUCGUUUCGGAGCUCUUAAAAAGCAGCGCUGAUAUUGUUGACAUUGUCGGAUUGCAUCUCAUCAUUGGCUAUUUUAUGACUGGAAAGAGCGAGGUGCGAUUUAUGACAGCCGGCGUUGGAUGGGCUUUCGCUAACUCGAUCGCCAGUCGGAUUGUGCUCUUCUGGGUUGGAGCUAGGGGAACCGCCUUCAGCUGGAGAUAUAUCCAAUCGGCAAUCGAUUCUUCGUCAGAUUUGGCGUUCUGGAUUGCAGUAGCCUGCCUUUCGUGGCUCGCGGGAAGGGAAAAUGCUCGUCGAGUGAGGACAUACUUUUUGCUCAUUGUCGCCGUCUUUCAUACUUUCAUUUUCCAAAUCCUCUCCGUUUAUUGCGGUGUUGGUGGAUGGAUGAUGGUUGUGUUCCGGGUAGUUUAUUCAAUUCUUCUCGGAUUUGGUGCCAUCGCUGCCUACUCACAAGUUGGUCAAGUUCAAAUGAAGCGAGAU
Messenger RNA from Mesorhabditis belari, 678 nucleotides. NCBI's taxonomy places the organism in Eukaryota, Metazoa, Nematoda, Chromadorea, Rhabditida, Rhabditidae. The record is from the annotation of a GenBank genome assembly.